AUGAGCAAGUACGCCCCCAGGAUCGCCGCCGAAGAUCGAGCCAGCAUCGAAAAGGAUGUCCAGGCAACGAUGCAGCGAAUCACGAAACUCCGGGAGCGGCUUCACCAUCAACAAGGCGACGAAAUGCUGCACAACAAGCUUCAUUGA
Messenger RNA from Ectocarpus siliculosus, 147 nucleotides. NCBI's taxonomy places the organism in Eukaryota, Phaeophyceae, Ectocarpales, Ectocarpaceae. The record is from the annotation of a GenBank genome assembly.